This is a messenger RNA of Poecilia reticulata (guppy), 7252 nucleotides long. RefSeq names its product fibronectin leucine rich transmembrane protein 2 (gene flrt2). NCBI's taxonomy places the organism in Eukaryota, Metazoa, Chordata, Actinopteri, Cyprinodontiformes, Poeciliidae. The record is from RefSeq and is a predicted model, not a curated record. Gene Ontology annotation, biological process: axonogenesis; positive regulation of synapse assembly. Gene Ontology annotation, molecular function: protein binding.
GGGGGUAAAGGAAGGAGAAAAGUACGAAACAAAUACAUGCUAAACCACUUCAGUGAGCCAUUUUUAUUAUGCCGGAAAGUCAGUCUGACAGCGACGCCUUUCAAAGUAACACUUUGUUCUCGAAUAUUAGCCGUUUCCUUCCGCGGUUUGUGUCGUCUGGUUAGCCUUCGGUUGGAAUUAGCACCUGUCCUCACACCUCUGCUGUUCUUCUCCAGGUGGCACAAACACCGUGUAAUUAUCCCACGGUGUACCUGCGUGGCUUCGCGGAGGCGAAAGCGAGCGCGUGCCUCAGAACAGGUGUCAGUAAUUGCUAACAGUUUUGCACUUGCGUGUGUUCAACGAGAGCACGGCAGAAAAGUUCAAUGUCAGUGACGAUGAUGUGCGACAAGGAGAAAGAGGAAAAAAAUAUUACAGUUACGGAUUUGAGGCCCCUCAGAUUUCCCUCCAUUGGUCCCAGAUGACAGAUACCCCUGUCGUCCUAGUUCCUCCAAGCUGCCCUGGUAGCCUUUGACCUCGCCCGGCACCUCUGCCUCUGCGAACGCUGCCCUCGCAUUCCAGCCGAAGGAGCUGAAACCUGAGCCCGCGGUGAGCUCAUCACCCGGGCCGCGGAACCAAGAGUUAAGCGAUACCAAAAAAAAAAAAACUAGAGAAAAACCUGAGAGAGAAGAAGGGGGUGAGGCAGCCGUCGGGAGUGGGAUAGGUCUGGAACUGGUUCUGUGCGCCUGCCUGCCUGCCUGCCUGCCUGCCUGCCUGCCGUGUCCUCCUCGAAGGAGGUCGAGUUUCACCGGGGAAAGCGAGGAGCACAGAGGAAGAAGUGUCUGUGAAUCCUCCCUGCUUUUUUUUGUUAUUUUUUUUUUGUCCGUCUUGUUUCUUCUCCUUUGUGGCCUGACCGACCGAGCGGCUUCCUCUGAACUCACGGCGGCAGGAACCCACUGCACUCCGUCUGGGCUUUCAAGUUAGCGAGACCGGCCGCUCUCUUCCUCGUGCCUGGGAUGUGAGCAUUAAACGCUGUGGGGUCGCACUCUCCGUUCUCUCAGCGCCUCUGUUCUUCCUCUGACCCUGCCAUGACCACCAAGUGACUGGAGAUGGUUGCUGGAUCCAAAUGCCGCCCCCUGCGGGCUUCGCGGUGGUCUGGGACCAGCAGUGUGUGACGGACAGGCGAGCGAAGCCUGUGGUGGCCUUCUCCUGCGCGUCUUCAAAUUGGCCCUGGCUGAGCUCUUUGUGGAGCGGCGAGUGAAGGGUCCCGCCAUUGUUUGACGUCUCAGCAUGGAUGGAGUCACCACCGCGAAUGAGGCCGUUGCUCUUCAGCUGAGGACUAGCAUUUACGGGAUUACUGUCUUUGUUCCCAACUAACUGUAAAUUGUUGCUAGACUCUCCUGUGGUGGACAUUUUUGCAGGAUCUGGGUUUUUUUGUUUUUGUUUUUUUUUUUUGUGGAUACUUACAAUUUAUUGCCCUUUUUUGGGGGGGAUAUAUAUAUUUUUUAUUUUUGGUUUUCGUUUUUUUGGUUUUCCACUAUGGAGUUUCUUUCUGGACCGUGGAAUAAAGAUUGGGCGUCGUUUUUGCAGUUUUGGUUAACUGUCAUCCUUAGCCUUCAAAUGCAGUUCAGCCCAAUUGCUUCUUGCCCCCAAGUGUGCCGUUGUGACAAAGCGUUUAUAUACUGCAACGAACGCAGCCUGACAUCAGUGCCUCUGGGGAUAGGGGAGGGCUACAGCAUCCUCUACCUACACAACAACCAGAUCAACAAUGCCGGCUUCCCUAUGGAGUUUCACAAUAUAGAAUCCAUAGAAGUUGUUUAUCUGUACGGCAACCAGCUGGAUGAAUUCCCCAUAAAUCUGCCCAAAAACACAAAAGUCCUGCAUCUUCAGGAGAACAACAUCCAAACAAUCCCCAGAGCAGCCUUGGCUCAGCUGAGUAAACUUGAGGAAUUGCACCUUGACGAUAACUCCAUCUCUACAGUGGGGGUGGAGGAAGGGGCCUUUAGGGAGGCGCAAAGCCUUAAGCUCCUUUUCCUUACCAAGAACCACUUAAGCAGUGUUCCUAUUGGUCUUCCUGAGGACCUGAAGGAGCUGCGGUUGGAUGAGAACCGCAUAGCUGUUAUUGCAGAGGAGGCCUUUCAGAAUGUGACGCGCCUGCAGCGCCUCCUGCUGGACGGGAACUUGCUGACGGACGAGGGCAUAGCGCCAGGGACUUUCAGGGACCUGGGCUCUCUCCGAGAGUUGGCUCUGGCUAGGAAUUCCCUCACCUUUCCCCCACCCCUCUUACCCAGCCAGUCUCUGGUCAAGCUCAGUCUGCAGGAGAACCUGAUUGACCAGAUCCCUGUGGCGGCCUUUGCAGACCUAAACAGGCUAGAAAGACUGGAUAUUUCCUCCAACCAGCUGCAGACUCUUACGCAAGGAGUGUUCGAUGGCCUGUCGAGCCUGAAGCACCUUGUGGUACGCAGCAACCCCUGGCGUUGUGACUGCUCUGUCAAGUGGGUGGUGGUGUGGCUCAAGUCAUUGCCGUCCUCCAUCAACGCCAGGGGGUUUGUGUGUAACAGUCCAGAGAAGGUGCGAGGCAUGACAAUCAGAGAGCUCACGCUGGAUAUUAUUGAGUGCCCUAUUUUCCCUGACCAAACGCCCUGGCCCACUCUCCGCUCCACACCCCCUCCUCCACCCACCACCACCCCUAUAACAACCAUGAUUUCCACCCUCAUAACCACAUCUAACCCUUACUACUUUGACUCCCCCUCUCCUCCCUUACCACCCAUCCAUAAUAACCCCUCUGGGCCCCUUCCCCCCUAUGAGGAUCCCCUUCAGAUCUCCUUCCAUGUGGUCAACUCCACCAACAUCGAGGUGAGCUGGGCGUCCUAUUUCACCGUCACAGCUUACAAAGUCACUUGGGUCAAAAGUAGCCAAAGGCAAAACGAAGGGAUGCGGGAGAGGACGGUGAGCGGGGAUCGGCGCCACCUGAGCCUCACUGACCUCGAGCCCCGCUCGGUGUAUCGGAUCUGCGUUCACGUUCUGGACACCCUCAACUCCUACCGGCCAGGAGAGGAUACUAUCUGCUCCGACGCCAGGACCAAGGCGCCCGCUUCCACUAAGCCUCCUGGGCGCGAGCAAGCCCCGCAGGACACCCUGAACUCCACGCUGCUCAUGGCUGGGAUUAUAGGCGGAGCGGUAGUCAUCAUCCUGGUGACGCUGCUGGGCUUGUUCUGCUGGCACAUGCACCGGAAGAGCCGGUCGUCCUCGACCAAGUGGAAAUACAACCGCGGGCGGAGAAAAGACGACUACUGCGAGGCGGGAACCAAGAAGGACAACUCCAUCCUGGAGAUGACCGAGACCAGUUUCCAGAUAGUGGCUCUGAACAAUGAGCAGCUGCUCAAGGGAGACUUCCGGAUCCAGCCUAUUUACACGCCCAACGGGGGCAUUGGAUUUAGAGACUGUCACCUCAGCAACAACAGCAUAGCCUACUGCAAGAGCAGCAACGUGCCCAGUACAGAGUUCUGCCACACGUGAUGCAAUGCUCGGACGGACACGGACCAGAAACAACUGCUUAAAUACACACUGUUUGUGUAGAUGACAUCUAAAAAAAAAGAAAAAUAUACAAAAAUUCUAGUGAAAUAUAACUGUACCAUAUAUAUUUCCAAGAUCUGUCUACAAUGUAAUUUAUACUGUGGAUAAUAAUGUGGGAUUCUCUGCUAUCUUUUUUAUUCUUAGAAAAAAAGAGACACAAGUGGGUUUUUUUUCUUCUUUUUUUUUUUAAUAACCAGCAGGGUUUUGAAAGUCGUUUCAAUGGUCAGUACUGUACACGAACAUAGGUUUGUACAAUCACGGCACCCUGGGUGUAGCUCCUGACAGACAAAUAUAGCGUCAGCUUCAGAAACGAAAGGGCCGCUCCAGAGGGCUGGGAUCCUUUGCUAACCACAGAAACAAAAUAUGACCUUUACUGGUUAUUAUCCUCACAACUCCAAAAAUGAUUAUUCCCUUCCACCCCAGUCACUCCCCCGGUAAAACGGAGCAAGGGGAAUCGAAGCACUGCUGAUUAGUGUGGUAAAAUAUAUAUAAUUAUAUAUAUUUUUUGAAUCUAAGUGCACUUUCUUAUUGACAGCAGCCGCGCAGGAAGUGAGCAGAGGUGAUGGAACUGUGGAUAGAGAAUGUCAAACUUGAGUAUUUGUUGAAAUUUUCCCAGAAGUGCCACACGAUAAUAAAAAGCAUCUUUGUUCUGUUGCUUCACAGAGGAGGUUAGAGUAGUCGUGACACAAACAAAAAGUCUAGAAAAGGAUGUGCAGCUUUCAGCGAAAAUAAUUAAUGUAGGCUUAGAAGCAACAAAGGAUUGUUGUCUCUAAUGAGGAGACUUGAAGCUCCUUUCUAAUUGUACCGCGCUCUUAUCCUGUCUUUUUCUUGGCCUAAUCUUUUGGCCACAAGGGGGCAGGUUUUCCUUCAACUGUGUGUGUGGGACCAAGUAACGGUAGAGAGGCCAGAGAGAUCACUUUACCUCCAUCGUUCUCCCCAGAGCCUUUUGCCCAGACAGCAUUACUCACGCUCAAACAGCAUAGUCAUGCUCAUCGAGCUACUUAAUGACACGGAAGUGUUUAAAACUAACAGUGUUUUCAGUGUUUGGUGGCUAAAUGAUAUGGAUUUUCAGCUGUGGUAUAAAGAUUCCUCUGAGAUUGGAGCAAGAAAGAAAGAAAGAAAAGGGGUUGGGGGAGUAAAGCUAUGAAUCUGGAGAUGGCUCACACAUAACGCUAAUUAUACACCCACAUAUUUCAUCCUUGUCCCGGCGUUUAUUAGACAUAGUGAUGAAUUAGAAAAUGACUUUGAGAUCACACCCUGCCCAUGAUCACGCCGAGCUCUUCGCCUAGCUCAUCAUUAUUUAUCUCUUUGUCCCCGGCCCGCUCCCCCCCCUCGCGAGGCGCCUCAUUUCACUUUCAGGUUUGCCCGUCUCAAACGUUUGUACCUGCUCUCUUUAGGGCGGCAGUAGCUGGAAGGAUGAUUCACACUCUGUCCAACCCGAUUUACCCUUCAUUUCUAGGCKGCAUGCUCUUGAUCCCUGCAUGGGCUCAAUUAAAACCCUCUUCCUGCCCUUCGGCUCAGACGCUGCGGCGGCGGCRGCAGCAGCUCUUCAGCGUGUGAGAGGUCUCCAUUUAUGCACUUCUCAGGACUCUAUUUGAUCUGACACAAUUUGAUUUUAAGGCGGCCAAGCUUAAAGAAUUCCCACCCACCUCUUUCCUCGUAAUCCUACCAAAAAAGGAAGAAAAAUAUGUCAACCUUAUUUUCACUUGGCCGCAUGAAGCCCGCUCCAGAUGAAACGGUCUUUAACUCCUUGCGAGGCUCCACAGACGUGUUUUAGACUGUAGGAAACAUUUAGAGCGGAAAACGUUCCAGGGAUUUUUUUUCCUUUUCCAAAAUCUCAAAAUUAGUUGCGUUUGAUUUUAAUUCCAGCCGUGAUCACUAGUCAUAAGGCAUCCCAAACCCUACUGCUAAACACAGAAACGGUAAAUACACAGYAURAUAAAACUGUUWRACAAUUGGCAGGUUAUGACUGUCUUUCUAUUUGUUUUUAAACUGAGGUUAAUUUCUUAAGAGUGACGAGUCCAUGUCCAUCAGAAAGGAUUAGAUUUUAAAAAAAAAAACAUAUCCAGUUGUAACACCAGCAGCAUUUAAAAUCUAAUUUACGGUAGUUACUACGCAACCAGUAUUGUCAAAACAACAAAUUAACAGAUUGUCACUACGACCUCACAAUUUUCAAGUCGGAAUUAGAAGUCGGUUGCUUUUUUUUUUACUGACUAAUUAUUUGCUUUGACUGUAUUCGAUUUUAAAGUAACACGUUUCAAGAACACUUGAUCAUUUUUCCUGAUAAUCCGAUAAAAAAAACAGGAGAAAAAUCUGCAGCGUUAAUUUCCUACCGGCUGCGUGAAGCUCCCUCUAGAAGAUUAACUUUAUUUCUUGGAGCAAAUUUUACAGAGUAGAUGAACAAUUGAAGCAGAAAAAAAAUAACAAACUUGUUCCAGAUCACGGAGAUAAUCAGUGGAAGUUUUUAUCCUCAGUUUUGCAAUAUUAGCUUCACUUGUCUGUAAUUCCAGCAGCAGAACCGGUUGUGUUUUUAGCAAAUUACAUUUAGCACAUAUCAAGUUAUUUUCUGUKUCWGCCCUGGUAGAUUUAUAUGUUAAAUCAGAUUUAAAACCUGACGGGAAACAAAACGGACAUCUUAGGAGAACAAAAUUACAGAACAGGAGUAUCCACUUUGGGGAAAAAACAAAAUGGGUCAGCUGUCCAACCCAAUUAUUGAUUUUUCCACCAAUCAAUAAUUGGUGGAAAAAUCCUUUAUUUUUACAUUGUAGCCAUCAAACCCUUUUUCUAACUACUGACUAACUUUUUCCAAUGUUUCCACUGGAAAAGGUUUUUUGUUAAUUGCAUCACAUCUUUGUUAACAAUGUUCCAGUCGCAAAUCAUAAAUUAGCCAAUUGCUGUGUUGAUGGACCAGACUAUAGUUUAAGCAAUACAAGCCAGUUGGAUCAUAUUUUAUGGCUCCAAACGCCAAAGGGAACAUUUUUACAAAAAUAUAUAUCUCACAGCAGAUACUGAUGUUGAACCUGAUAUCAUAAAAUACAGACAGCAACUUUCGCUGUUUUUCUUUCACAUAUUCAGUGGGAGCUGUUAAGGAAAACUAGCUUAGCGUAUCACAAAUGUUAGAAAUGGGCAAGAGGUUCAAUUUGAAAAGAAAAUGAUUCUCUCUCGCUGAUUCGUAGAUCAAUUAWCAAGCAUGAUUCAURCUUGGCCUGAGCCAGGUCUUGCUGUUUUGUGUGUGUUUUGAGUUGAACCAACUGGCUGCUUGCCAUUCAAAAAUAAUGAGUUAUCAGUUUGGUCAUUAGUAUGAGAGUGAGGUGUGUUAGUUCAACUUUUCCUUUAAGUAUUACAUAGUCAGCGGUUCUGUAUGAAAUAAAAUACCUAAAAUAAAAAACUGGGGUAUUCCAUUCCAAAAAUGAAAUGGUAAAUUCUUGCUAUAUUUCAUUUUUCUUUGUAUAACCUGCCAAUUCAGCUACUUUUUCAUAAACCCCUAGAAAAAAAAAGAAAGUAAUCAAUAUGGAAAAUAGACAUUUCUAUAUUGUCUCCAUACCAGUAUCACAGGAUAUGACCCUCACUUGAACUCAUUUUUAAUUCCCUCCAUUCCCAAACAAAAUCUAGCAAAAUAGUAUCAAAGCGCAUGUCGGUUGUUGCUUUCWUUGGCCAAACAUUGUGGGAAUUCUUAGGUUUGAUAUGUUAAAAGACUCUU